This is a messenger RNA of Prunus armeniaca (apricot), 501 nucleotides long. The record is from the annotation of a GenBank genome assembly. Lineage: Eukaryota; Viridiplantae; Streptophyta; Magnoliopsida; Rosales; Rosaceae.
AUGCAGCUUCAUCCUCUUCAUUUUGGCCGCAAUCUCCGUGAAAAUCUCGUGGCCAAGCUCAUGAAAGAUGUUGAAGGCACUUGUAGUGGUCAACAUGGGUUUGUGGUUGCAAUUACGGGCAUAGAAAACAUUGGGAAGGGGCUGAUUUGUGAUGGGACAGGGUUUGUCACAUUCGCUAUGAAGUACCAGUGUGUUGUUUUCAGACCAUUCAAAGGAGAGAUCUUAGAAGCUGUUGUUACUAUGGUGAACAAGAUGGGAUUUUUUGCUGAGGCUGGUCCUGUUCAAAUCUUUGUUUCAAACCAUUUGAUACCGGAUGAUAUGGAGUUCCAAUCUGGAGAUAUGCCAAAUUAUACAACAUCAGAUGGAUCAGUUAAGAUUCAGAAAGAUAGCGAAGUUCGGUUAAAGAUAAUUGGAACCCGAGUAGAUGCUACUGAAAUUUUCUGCAUUGGUACAAUAAAGGAUGAUUUCUUGGGUGUGAUAAACGAUCCUGCGACUGCUUAG